Molecule: messenger RNA, 471 nt
Organism: Ctenocephalides felis (cat flea)
Lineage: Eukaryota; Metazoa; Arthropoda; Insecta; Siphonaptera; Pulicidae
Exons: 4
Coding region: 1-471 (156 amino acids)
Source: RefSeq, a predicted model, not a curated record
AUGGGUAAACAAAACGAUGAGGAGAAGUUAGAUUUAUUAGAGUUUGUUCAAGUUCCAAAAAAUGAAGAAUAUCUUGAAAAAGUGGUGCCAUUGUUUGAUGACAUACAAUUUCUCGAGAACUUCAGAAUAAGCAAAACAACGUGUUCUAAUAUAUCAGACAACAAAAUUAAAUAUGGACCAUUCGGAAAAAUCUGUGCAUUUAAUCAGAUACUAAUAUUUUUAUGGUUUGCGGGACACCAAACAUCCAGCUACAGGGAUGUCAGUGAUCGUUUUAAUAUAACGUUAAGUACUUUACAUGGAAUAGUGCAAAGGGUUGCUUUCUUUUUAAGCAAUUUAUCCCCAAAAUUUAUUAAAUGGCCGAGUGAUGAGGAAAAGUUGGUGAUUGCCGCAGAAUUUGCUAAAAAUGAUUUUCUAAAUGUAAUUGGUGCAAUUGACGGUUGCCACAUUCGAAUAGAGGAAACAAACCGAUAG